Hymenoscyphus albidus is the source of this 1413-nucleotide messenger RNA. The record is from the annotation of a GenBank genome assembly. NCBI's taxonomy places the organism in Eukaryota, Fungi, Ascomycota, Leotiomycetes, Helotiales, Helotiaceae.
AGCCACUUCACCUCAUUCGUCAGCGCAUCAUCUGGCCUCGAACGCAUUUCAACAACAGAUCAGCAAAGACAACACUUUUAUAUCCCCACGAAAGAAGCGAAUCACAAAUUCCAAAUCACAAACCACCAAUGUAUCCACCAUAGCAGUACUUGAAAAUUGAACCAAAUGGCGCGACGCCGACGGCCUCCGCGACCCGGUGCUCUCACCGAGCUUCCUCCCCUCAAGAUCCUGUCGCAAAUCCUACUCCUACAAGCAAUAUGGUACGGAGUCGCUACGGGACUUAUUCUAUUUACCGCGCUGGUAGCAGGCAAGCAUUUUAGUUUCGAUCUGGUGUUGAGUUGGCGGAGUCUGAGGGGCGAUACGACGGUAGGAUGGAUGUUGGGCUUGGUUUGGCUGCUUAACUCUUUUAUUGGGUACGUGUUGUCAUUAGUCUCAAGAUGUACUUGGAUCGAAUUAUGAAUUAUGCUGGGUUGCAGAUUGCUAAUAAAUCUUCUCAUGCUAGCGUGAUAUCAAUGCUCGUUUUCAUUUCGCGAAGCAAGCUUGUACCGGAUUUCGCGAUUACGCUUCACUUCAUCCACCUCGUAGUCACAUCCCUCUACUCGCACUCGAUACCCCGGAACUUAUUGUGGUGGGUGCUGCAGAUUACCAGCGCAGGAUUGAUGACAAGUUUGGGUGUAUGGAGCUGUCAAUAUCGGGAGCUGCGUCCUAUUAACUUUGGUGGAUCAAGCACAACGCAAGCAAAUUCCAGCGACGCUACUGCAGGCCCUUCCUCUGGCGAAGGUGGUGAUGAAGAGCAAGGCUUUGGGAGAGGGAGAGGAAGAGGGAGGGGUAGAGAUGGCGCUGGAGAAUAUGAGAUGGUUGGAAUGAAACCAGAGGCGGAAACUGGGUAGAAAAUUUACUGGAUGUUAAGCCAGUUGUCACAAUAGGCGUAUAGAUUGGCGGCGGCAUACAAUGGAGUUUGGGCUGGGCCUUGUAAUUUUACUUUUGUUUCGAGAGGAACGAAUCUUGGUUAAGAAGAUAGGGGGUUAUGGGAUACCCAAGGUGUUUCAAUAAUUUGGGACUUUAAAUUUGUUCUUCUUUCUCAAAGGAUGGAGUUUUAGCCGAUUCAAAACUCUGUAUGUGCAUAGGCAAAAUGAGCCACCGCAUAGUGGACUACAAGUACGUUCUUUCCCUCCCCCCUUUUGCUGCCCACAUCUCUUUUCCAGGACCCGUCGGCAGCCCAUUCAACUCCACACCUUCAUCGCCCGGAGUAAAGAUUUGUGAGCCACUUAUACUCAACCUUCUCAUUCUUGGCUUCGUGCGCAUGCUUGAUGACGAUGUUGAACCUGGGCUGAUCACGUCGUCUAUACACGGAGGACCUCCAGAACCGUGGGGAAUGGGGCAGCUUUCAGCAACAGGCGAGGGGAAGGUUUC